Messenger RNA from Entrophospora sp. SA101, 162 nucleotides. NCBI's taxonomy places the organism in Eukaryota, Fungi, Glomeromycota, Glomeromycetes, Entrophosporales, Entrophosporaceae. The record is from the annotation of a GenBank genome assembly.
AUGCUAAUAAUUCGUAUUGUUGAAGAGAAGAUUUUGCCACUAUUAAAAGAAAUUGACCAAGUCUUUUUAGGAAUAACUCGUAGAAUUUUGAAAAUAAUUGCCAUCAUUAAUCUUCCGUGGGAACAAUCAUCCUCACGUGAAUUGCUGUGUUUAAAAAUCUGA